Papilio machaon (common yellow swallowtail) is the source of this 3197-nucleotide messenger RNA. It is a transcript of the gene Top3alpha, whose product is annotated as DNA topoisomerase 3-alpha. The transcript has 15 exons. Gene Ontology annotation, molecular function: DNA binding; DNA topoisomerase type I (single strand cut, ATP-independent) activity; zinc ion binding. Lineage: Eukaryota; Metazoa; Arthropoda; Insecta; Lepidoptera; Papilionidae. Gene Ontology annotation, biological process: DNA topological change. Gene Ontology annotation, cellular component: chromosome; nucleus. Bases 66 to 3197 code for a protein of 1043 amino acids. The record is from RefSeq and is a predicted model, not a curated record.
CCUUAACUCAAGUGAAAGAUUAUUACAACAUGCAAUUUUAAUUAAGAUGUAAUAACAGUAAGAAUAUGUAUUUUAUAUGUCGGUUUUCUGUUGGUCUUAUAAGAAAAAAUAAUUUCGUUGUAACUUCGAGUUAUGGUUCAAUUUUGGUUCAAAGAAGCAAAUCGCACACGAUGAAAUAUCUAAAUGUCGCGGAAAAAAAUGACGCUGCUAAGAAUAUUGCGCUUCAUUUAUCAAGAGGAACAUCAAAAAGACGGGAAGGACUAUCGCAGUACAAUAAAAUUUAUGAGUUUGAAGCAGAAGUAAUGGGUCAAAAGUGCCAAAUGGUAAUGACUUCAGUAUCCGGUCAUCUCCUUGCAUUAGAAUUUGCAAGUUCAUAUAAAAGUUGGCAGUCAUGUAACCCCUUAACACUUUUUGACGCGCCAGUUAUAAAGUACUGUCCAGAAAACUAUGAAAAAAUUAAGAAAACACUAGAAAAAGAAGUAAGAAGUUGUCAAGGCCUUAUCAUCUGGACGGAUUGCGACAGAGAAGGGGAAAAUAUAGGCUUCGAGAUAAUAGAGGUGUGUAGCGCAGUUAAGAGCAACCUGAGAAUAUUCCGUGCAAAGUUCUCUGAGAUUACAUCUGUGUCCGUUCGUCGUGCAUUGCAGAACUUAGAGCAACCUAACAGGAAUAUCAGUAACGCAGUUGAUGUGAGGCAAGAACUUGAUUUAAGGAUAGGAGCUGCAUUUACAAGAUUUCAGACAUUACGGUUACAAAAAGUUUUCCCAACAAAACUGGCAGAUAGCCUUAUUAGCUACGGAUCUUGUCAGUUUCCAACACUUGGAUUUGUUGUGGAAAGGUAUAGGGCAGUUAACAACUUUGUUGCUGAAACAUUUUGGAAAAUAAAAGUGAAUCAUACAAUAAACAAUCUAAGUGUUGAUUUUGCAUGGGACAGAAUACGACUAUUUGACCAGGAAGCUUGCGAAGUCCUGCAUGAUAUUUGCAUAGAAAACCCACUUGCAAAGGUUGUAAAUGUGAGAACAAAACCUAAGUCUAAAUGGAGACCUUUGCCGUUAGACACAGUGGAACUGGAAAAAUUAGCAUCUCGAAAACUUAAAAUAAAUGCCAAAGAAACCAUGCGUUUAGCGGAAAAAUUGUACACGCAAGGUUUAAUCAGCUACCCGCGUACAGAAACUAAUGAGUUUCCAAAGGAGAUGAACUUGCGACAACUUGUGGAACAUCACACCGGGGACCCCAAUUGGGGGAGGUUCGCUCAGGGGAUACUGGACGAUGGGGGGCCCACGCCGCGCCAGGGGAACAAGAGUGAUAAAGCUCACCCUCCCAUACAUCCAACAAAGUAUACCAACAGUCUGUCGGGUAAUGAACAGCGUUUAUACGAGUUCAUAGUGCGCUCGUUCCUUGCAUGUUGCUCGAAAGACGCGCAAGGUCAAGAGACUACGGUCAGCAUUGACGUCGCCAACGAGACCUUCUCAGCCAGUGGACUUAUGAUCAUCGCAAGGAAUUAUCUAGAAGUUUAUCCCUAUGAUAAAUGGUCUUCCAAAGAAAUACACGUCUAUGAGAAUGGACAAACGUUCAAUCCGACAAGUAUAGACUUAGUUGAAGGAAACACAUCGCCGCCCAACUUGUUGACGGAGGCAGAUCUUAUUGCUUUAAUGGAAAAACAUGGCAUUGGCACGGAUGCGACUCACGCGGAGCACAUAGAGACGAUAAAAAAUCGUUCGUAUGUAGCUCUGGCGGACGCCGUACACUUCGUGCCGGGUCUGCUGGGCAUGGGGCUGGUGGAGGGCUACGAUGCGAUGGGUCUCAACAUGGCGCGGCCACAUCUGCGCGCGCAGCUGGAGGCUGACCUCAAGGCCAUCAGUGAAGGCACCAAGCAACCGGACAUCGUCUUAGCUGAACAGAUAGCAAGAUACAAAGAAGCAUAUAUAAUGGUAACAGCAGAAGCUAAUAAAAUAGACAACGCACUUGCGGAACGUUUCAAUGAACGACCCAAUGAGUAUGUUCCUACAACAGAAACAUUGCCUGUCAAUAUGCCUACAGUAUUAAAAUGUCCCAAAUGCGGAUCCGGAAUGACUUUGAGACAGAAAAAGAAUAAUGCAGACGAAUUAUUUAUUAGUUGUCUAUCGUAUCCAAGUUGUAAGAACGCAGUUUGGCUGCCAAAUGUUGUCAAAUCGUUACAAGUACAAGAUCGAACUUGUCCUAUUUGUGGUCCAAACUAUAACAUUGUGAAAUUCGAAUGGCGAAACAAUUCAAUAAGUCAUUUGUAUCCGCCGCCAUACGAUGGUUGUAUCGGCGGCUGCGAUCCCGCUUUCUUAGAUAUACUUCAAAUAAACCCGUCCUCUGUCAAACCUAAUUCAAACCAAAAUAUAUCUAAUAACAAUAGACCGAUAGUUGAAAAUCGCACAAAUAACAUCAGACAUCAAGCACAAAGACAAACGACUAUAGGAAAUAUGCCGACAAGAAAUAAUACUGGGAAUAGACAAACAGGGCAAAUUGCACCCACAGUCAAUGGGAAUAGGGUGCAAAAUACAGCGCAGACGAGAUUGCCUGCGCCGAGGAUAGUGGGCGACUCUGAGGAUAACAACGUCCUCUGCAGCUGCAACAAGCCGGCGAUACAGCUCACUGUGCGAAAACAGAACGCUAAUUUCGGUAAAAAAUUCUACAAAUGUGCCGCAAUGAGAGAAAACGGUGGGUGUGAUUUCUUCCUUUGGGCACCGGAGUCUGAGAAUACAGUCCAGAAUCAGUUCGAGACUCCGCCAGACUCUGGCCGGGGCUCAGCGCCGCCCAGCGCCGGCACCUCCAACUCCUCGAGAGGCUGGGGCAUAGCGCCCACCUUCAGCAGGACAGACUACACGCCCAAUGAAGACAAUGUUAUGUGCAACUGUGGCGUCCCCGCCAGACGAGUAACCGUUCAAAAAGAAGGUCCUAAUAAAGGCCGACCGUUUUACGGAUGUCCGAAAGACUUCAGCUCGCGUUGCAACUUCUUCCAAUGGGCGGAUUCCGGCACAAAUGUGGAGUGGAACAACAGCAGCACUAGCAAUAGUAGAGGUAGGGGGCGCGGGCGGGGCGGGGGCGGGGGCAGUAGGGGCGGGGGACACAGUCGUGAUGGUGGGGGCGGGGGCGGAGCUGGACGGGGCAGAAAGUGCGGCCUCUGCAGGCAGGAGGGGCACACGAGGUCUCGAUGCCCAAACAAUCAAUAA